This is a messenger RNA of Trichoderma breve, 783 nucleotides long. RefSeq names its product EAP30/Vps36 family domain-containing protein. The record is from RefSeq and is a predicted model, not a curated record. Lineage: Eukaryota; Fungi; Ascomycota; Sordariomycetes; Hypocreales; Hypocreaceae. Gene Ontology annotation, biological process: protein transport to vacuole involved in ubiquitin-dependent protein catabolic process via the multivesicular body sorting pathway. The transcript has a single exon. Bases 1 to 783 code for a protein of 260 amino acids. Gene Ontology annotation, cellular component: ESCRT II complex.
AUGUCCCGCAAAGGCGUCGGCAUCGCCGCCUUCGACCGCUCCCGCAUCACCUCCCGCCAAUUCGCCUCCCACGGCUCCUCCCUCCGCGCAACAAACGCCCAAGCCCUCGAGACCCAGCUCGCCGUCUUCCGCUCCCUCCUCCAGCAGUUCGCCCAGACCCACGCAAAGGACAUACGCUCCGACCCCUCGUUCCGCGCCCAAUUCGCACGCAUGUGCUCCGCCAUCGGCGUCGACCCCCUCGCCUCGUCAAACAACCACAGCAGCGGCUCCGGGAACUCCGUCUGGGCGCAGCUCCUAGGAAAGACGGUUAAUGACUUUUACUUUGAGCUGGCGGUGCGCAUUGUAGAGGUUUGCGGUGCGACGCGAGCCGAGAAUGGGGGUUUGAUUGGUCUUUCGGAGCUGCGUGAGCGCGUGUCCAAGGGUCGUAUGGAGGGCGCGGAUUCGAUCAGUGACGACGACGUGCGUCGCGCUGUCGAGACGCUCAAGCCUCUUGGUAGUUAUGCUGUUGUUACUGUCGGCCGCAAGGAGUACGUGCGUAGCGUGCCGCGUGAGCUGAGCACCGACCAGGCUGCUGUCGUGGAGGCAGCGCAGGUCUUGGGGUACGUGAGCGUGGGCAUGUUGCGGGACAACCUCGGCUGGGACGAAGCCAGAUGCAAAACGGUUAUCGACGAUCUGAUGGCCGGUGGGAUGCUGUGGGUGGACAAGCAGACCAAGGGCGAGUGGGAGUACUGGAGCCCUGGUGUCAUGGCUGAUGCCGGUACGGACGGCGAGGCGGGUGUCUGA